CAUUUUUGGCAAGUGAGGCUUAAAAUACAUUUGCAUCAAAUCAAGCAUUGAGUAACAAGAAAAUCUAAUAGCCAGGUUCAGUUCACCCAUCUUUUUAACACCUGAAGGAUGAAAUUCUCAAGGAAAGCCAAAGGAAAGAUUGGAGUCAUCGAUCCUUUUGCUAAGCGUCACAUAACAUCUUCCCACGGUGUUCCUUUAGGUGGCGUUGGUGCAGGAAGCAUUGGAAGAAGUUUUAAAGGCGACUUUCAACGUUUGCAGCUCUUCCCUCUAGCGUGCCAAGACAAACCAGUCUUGGCAAAUCAGUUUUCUCUUUUCGUUUCACGUCCAAAUGGUGAAAAACAUUCAACCGUCCUAUGCUCAGGGAAGCCCGAUGUAUUGAAAGAAAAUCCAGCAUCAGGGAUUAAAUCAUGGGAUUGGAAUAUGAAUGGAGCAAGUUCUACGUAUCACGCAUUAUACCCCAGGGCUUGGACAGUAUAUGAGGAACCUGAUCCAGCAUUGAAAAUAGUUUGUCGCCAGAUUUCACCUGUUAUACCCCAUAACUACAAGGAGAGCAGCUUUCCUGUAUCCGUUUUUACUUUUACGCUGAAUAAUUUAGGCAAAACAACAGCAGAUGUCACCUUGCUUUUCACAUGGGCUGUAAGUGAAAUGUUUUUUGCUGGCUGUUUACUGUUACAGUAUGUUGGUUUUGAAUACUUGUGCGUUUUGUUGAGGUAUUGAGUGCAAAACAAAAGGAAAGCCAAAGGAAAGGUAAUCUAGUAGAGGGUAAGAGUUUGGGUACACACGGCCGGUUUCAAGGGUUGAGAUUCGGACCCGAACUUUACCAAUCAGCAAAUCCUUGUUAUCUGGACCAUUAACCUGACAAUUGUCAAACACCCCCACAGUGAGAACUGUCGCUGGAUCAAAAACUUCUCAUGUGUACUGCUCAUGGUAUUUUGGGUCUAGACUAUUAUUGAUUGUUCGAGUACGAACCCAUUUUCGCCCAUAUUUUGCCACACAGUAUGCAUCUGAUGUUCCUCUUCCAUCCCUGGCUUUCAUCGGGUGAAGUCCAUCAACUUUUAGAAUGCCGAGUUCUAAAACGCCGAUUGGCUUCUUCCAGAGCUGCUUUGAGGUGGGUGUAAGAUCACUGAUAUGAUAAAUUGACUCAUCAAAAACAUGGUACCCACCAUCAAGAUAGACACUAAGGUGAAUCCUACUAGAAAAUACAUCAUUUAUCUUCCCCUGUUUCCCAUUAAUGAAUCAGAUAAAAUAGAUAGAUAAAAAAAAUGUAAUUUGGCCUUGAAAAAAUAAUAGAAAGAAAAUGCAUUUUUUUUAAUGAGAAGUUAUUUGCAGGAUCAA
Molecule: messenger RNA, 1335 nt
Organism: Lathyrus oleraceus (garden pea)
Lineage: Eukaryota; Viridiplantae; Streptophyta; Magnoliopsida; Fabales; Fabaceae
Exons: 7
Coding region: 109-717 (202 amino acids)
Molecular function (GO): beta-glucosidase activity
Source: RefSeq, a predicted model, not a curated record